This is a messenger RNA of Humulus lupulus (European hop), 1894 nucleotides long. RefSeq names its product shaggy-related protein kinase eta-like. The record is from RefSeq and is a predicted model, not a curated record. Gene Ontology annotation, biological process: protein phosphorylation; signal transduction. The transcript is spliced from 12 exons. Bases 129 to 1373 code for a protein of 414 amino acids. Gene Ontology annotation, cellular component: cytoplasm. Lineage: Eukaryota; Viridiplantae; Streptophyta; Magnoliopsida; Rosales; Cannabaceae. Gene Ontology annotation, molecular function: ATP binding; protein serine/threonine kinase activity.
AAGAGAGAGAAACCAGGGGAAGAAAAAUUAGAGAGAGAAGGCAAAAGAGGAAAGGAAGAGAGAGAAAAAGAGAGGUAGAGAGAGAAGGGAAGAAGGGAAGAGCUAGAGAGAGAGAGGUAUCGUCUCACAUGGCCUCCAUGCCCUUGGGGCCGCACCACCAACCACCACAGCCACAACCGGACAACAAUGAAGCUCUGAAGCUUGUUAGUCGACGCGCCUCCGAAAUGGAGACCGAUAAGGAUAUGUCAGCGUCAUCUACUGUUAUUGAGGGGAAUGAUCAGGUAACUGGUCAUAUCAUUUCGACAACCAUUGGUGGCAAGAAUGGUGAACCCAAACGGACAAUUAGUUACAUGGCUGAGCGUGUUGUUGGUACUGGAUCAUUUGGAAUCGUGUUUCAGGCAAAAUGUCUGGAAACUGGAGAAACGGUGGCAAUAAAGAAAGUUUUGCAAGACAGGCGUUAUAAAAAUCGUGAACUACAGUUAAUGCGUUUGAUGGAUCAUCCAAAUGUGGUUUCUCUGAAGCAUUGUUUCUUCUCCACAACAAGUAGAGAUGAGCUUUUUCUGAAUUUAGUCAUGGAAUACGUACCUGAAACCAUGUAUAGAGUUCUGAAGCACUAUAGCAGUAUGAACCAGAGGAUGCCACUCAUAUAUGUGAAACUUUAUACAUAUCAAAUUUUCAGAGGUCUGGCUUAUAUCCAUACUGUUCCUGGAGUUUGCCAUAGGGAUGUGAAACCACAGAAUCUGUUGGUUGAUCCUCUUACUCACCAAGUUAAGCUAUGUGAUUUUGGAAGUGCAAAAGUUUUGGUGAGGGGUGAAGCAAAUAUAUCGUACAUAUGUUCUCGUUAUUAUCGAGCUCCAGAACUGAUCUUUGGUGCAACAGAAUACACAACAUCUAUUGAUAUUUGGUCAGCUGGGUGUGUCCUUGCUGAGCUCCUUCUAGGCCAGCCUCUGUUUCCAGGAGAGAAUAAAGUGGACCAACUUGUAGAGAUUAUCAAGGUUCUUGGUACUCCAACUCGAGAAGAAAUUCGAUGCAUGAAUCCUAGUUACACUGAUUUUAGGUUCCCUCAGAUUAAAGCUCAUCCUUGGCAUAAGGUCUUCCACAAACGGAUGCCUCCUGAAGCAAUUGACCUUGCAUCACGGCUUUUGCAAUAUUCACCAAGUCUUCGCUGUACGGCUUUAGAAGCAUGUUCUCAUCCAUUCUUUGAUGAACUCCGUGAGCCCAAUGCUCGCCUUCCAAAUGGUCGCCCUUUGCCACCUCUAUUCAACUUCAAGCAUGAAUUGUCCGCAGCUUCACCUGAACUGAUCAACAGGCUUAUACCUGAACACAUACGGCGGCAGGCUAAUCAGAACUUCCCACACUUGGUAGGUACUUAAAAAAGAAAAUGUAAAGGUACAAAAACAUGGAAAUCAUCACUUUCCUCUUCUGGUGGUAGAUAUAGGUGAAUGGGAAGCAAAAGGGCCUCUGUGGUCUGUAUAUCCGAAUUGAGAGCAUUUUGGCCGAACGGCAGCUGUUUCUCCUCAUCCUUGCCAAAGAUGUACACACAUACUUGCUGUUCGGCUUAACUUUGGGAAACUGGUCAUUCCGUCGACAAAAUGUCAUUUUAGUAUAAAACAUAGUAUUUCCCUUCAUCUGUGUAAAUUGUUUUGAUCCUAAGAAUUCCAAAAAAAAAAAAAGGAAAAAAGAAAAAAAAGAAGAAGGUAGAGAGUAAGAGAAGGUGAUUCUGCUCAUUGUCUAUCUAUCUAGGGUAAGCACUCAAAUACUGUUUCGUCUUUCUAUUUUCCAAUUUAUUUCCCUCAGCUUUUAAUUUCGUCGCUCUGUUUGUUGCAAUUCCGGUCAUGAACUAUAUAUGUUGUAUUGUUUUAAAUUCAGCUGCCUCUCUCCUUCUCUCACCUAA